GGUGGAUUCCUCGGUCAGCCCCAAGCACUGUUUCCGGACGGUCGGAAGCGAAUACCCACCUGUCUCUGGUAGCGCGGGAACCUCCGUCUUCUGUGGCGGCUCUCGGGACUCACCGCAACCACACGCACACAGCGGAUCGACCCCGUUCCGGGCAUCUCUCGUUUCUUUGACACCGCCCCAUUGGCCUUGCGACCGCCCUGCCGAUCGCUUCCCACCGCUACCUCUGCAAUCAUGGCGGAACCUGCCCCCAAGGCUGCCGACGUCGAAAUGACAAGCGAGAACACAGUGCCACAGCCAUCUGAGCCGUUGCCGAUAAACGAAGUGGACGGGGGGAAGGAGGAGGCGGAGCACAAGGAGACAGUUGGUGAACCGGUGGCGGAAUCGAGCGUCGUGGCAGCCUCGGCAGAUGGGUCACCGAAAGGAAAGGAUAAGGACGGGCCGCCGCCGCCAGUGGCUGGGAAGCCAAGAGAGGCCGACUCGCUGUCAAUAGGACCGUCCGACCUACCGCCUCCCGCCCUCGCGGCCGGCGACACGGACGCACCCGUUUGCGCCAUCACCCUGCUGCUACCGACGGGCGCCAGGCACCCCUACAGGAUCGACGAGAAGUACCUUUCGAAACGCAACGUCGAGGUGCCAGAGGUGACGGAAUCGGGCGGGCGGGACCCGUUCAGCAUAUCGGUGUAUAAGUUGAAGGAGUUGAUCUUGCGGGAGUGGCGGGAAGAGUGGGAUGGCAAACCCGCGAGCCCGAGUAGCAUUCGGCUGAUCCAUUUCGGAAAGCUCUUGGACGACAAGGAGCAGUUGAAAAAGUACCAGUUCAGCCGGGAUAGCCCCAAUGUUGUCCAUAUGUCGGUGCGCCCUCCCGAGAUGAUGGAGGAGGAAGAGACAGCCAAGAGCAAGGCCCACAGCCGGGAGGGGCGGAGUCGAGAUGGCGGUAGCGGUUGUUGUGUUAUCCUAUGAGCCACGACUAAUUGGGCUUAAUUUUUUGAAAUGGACGCUGGGUCUUGCUUUUGGGCUGAUUCGGGAUUUAUGUCGUUGUCAUUCAACUGCAUUCAGAUGGUAAGGAGCGCGGAAGCGAUGUUUUGCACGACGCUUUUCUCAUUCAAUGUACACGGGUGGAGGGGCAGGGACUGGCGUACUGAGUUGUUUUGACUUUUUGUUUUGUUUUGUUUUGCGUACAAAUACAUGACGGGGGAUGGCCCACAGGGUCACCCAGCGAUGCCUUAGA
Molecule: messenger RNA, 1225 nt
Organism: Chaetomium fimeti
Lineage: Eukaryota; Fungi; Ascomycota; Sordariomycetes; Sordariales; Chaetomiaceae
Product: ubiquitin-related domain-containing protein
Exons: 2
Coding region: 232-957 (241 amino acids)
Source: RefSeq, a predicted model, not a curated record